This is a messenger RNA of Oncorhynchus keta (chum salmon), 6975 nucleotides long. RefSeq names its product myocardin-related transcription factor A-like. The transcript is spliced from 16 exons. Gene Ontology annotation, biological process: smooth muscle cell differentiation. The record is from RefSeq and is a predicted model, not a curated record. The coding region runs from base 466 to 4158 and encodes 1230 amino acids. NCBI's taxonomy places the organism in Eukaryota, Metazoa, Chordata, Actinopteri, Salmoniformes, Salmonidae.
CUCAUAGCAGCUGUACAUUUCCACUUCAAGCCAGUGUUUCUUUUUUUCAAUCUUUUUCAUUUGUUUUUGGGGGUUUUUCAAUAAUAUUUGGCCAUUUUUCUGAACUAUUUGGAACUUUGUUUGCUAAAAAACGAGAAAGAGGAGAGGUCAGCGAGAACACAGUUGGAAAACUUCAAUCUUCUCAUGAUUUUUGUCACUUGCACAAGGACCAUUUCUAUUCUAAUGCUCUUAUUUUGGUCCAUCGGACGAUAUCCUGCAUUAAUGUAUUUAGCAGAAUCUCUGUGACUUUUCCAAAAGAUAUCACAAAUGUGAUAAUCCAUAUUGACUGGACUGUAUUGGACUGGGCUGAACAGAUAAUUCUAUUUUUGUUACAUUUGAAUGUUUUUGGACACUAUUUUAAUGUAUUUAUUUGAUGGGACCACAGUCUUUCAGUAAUAAUUAUUUAUUGUUUUGAACCUGAUCACCAUGCUGGACACCAACCCGACCCUUCACACAGACCCCACCUCUUUUGGGCCCCCUCCAAUCAGCAACAGCAUGGAUAAGCAACGCAUACGAUUGGAGUUAGAACGCCGGGCUUGUCAGAGCCUGAGGGAAGUGCUCCAGCUCAAACUCCAGCAGAGACGGACCCGUGAGGAGCUGGUCAGCCAGGGGAUCAUGCCACCGCUGAAAAGUCCAGCUGCCUUCCACGAACAGAGACGAAGUUUAGAGCGAGCGCGGACUGAAGACUACCUAAAGAGGAAGAUCCGAAGUCGGCCGGAGAGGUCGGAGCUGGUCAGGAUGCACAUUCUGGAGGAUCACGUGCCUGAUGGUUGUUGGCUGGCUAACCCGCUGUGUGCUGUGUGUUCAGAGACGUCGGUGGAACCCUCCCUCCAGGCCAAACAACUGCAGCUGAAGAGGGCCCGUCUGGCUGACGACCUCAAUGACAAGAUCUCCCACAGGCCCGGCCCCAUGGAGCUCAUUCACAAGAACAUCCUGCCUGUGCACAGCAGCAUCAAACAGGCCAUCAUAGAGACAGACUUCCCCAAGGUUGCUGGGGAGAUAUCCUCCUUUGAUGAGGACAGUAAUGAUACUCUCUCUCCUGAGCAGCCCAUUGGUCAGGAGUCUCCGCUGGGCCACGGCCCUCUGCCCUCUCCCCCUGACGCCCUAGCUUGCAACAGCACCCCCACACAGUUUCUCACUCAGGUUCCUCCACCACCCCCUCCUCUUCCUCCCUUCCAUGGGCCCUGCCAACCAGUGAAGUUGAGCAAUGGGACAGCAGUUCUGAGAACCGGCCCUGCACUGAUCAAGUCCCAGCCAAAGCCCACCUCAGAGCGCCCCCCUCAGCGAUCCAAGAAGCCCAAGGACAACAAGCCCAAGGUGAGGAAGCUGAAGUACCACCAGUACAUCCCCCCGGACCAGAAGGCCGACCACGAGCCGCCCCCUCAGCUGGACUCCACCUACGCCAAGAUCCUCCACCAGCAGCAGCUCUUCCUCCAGCUGCAGAUCCUCAACCAGCAGCAGCAACACUACAACUACCACACCAUCCUUCCUGCACCACCCAAACCACUAACAGAUCAACCACCUCCCACCAAUGGCCCCUCUCCUUCUCCGGCCGUACCCGCCCCCUCGACAUCCUCCUCCAGUCAAAGUGCACCAAGCCGGCAGAAUGUUACACAUGUGGGAGGGGCCACACCAGGUUCUUUGCCUCCUAACCUGGACGACCUGAAGGUGGCUGAACUGAAGCAUGAGCUCAAACUGCGGAGCUUGCCUGUAUCAGGCACCAAGAAUGACCUCAUCGAGCGGUUGAGGAACUACCAGGCUCAGCAGAACAGUCGUGGUGGUGGUAGUGCAACAACUACAACAGCAGGGGGUGCCACAGGGUCUGGGGCCGGAGCGCCCAAAACCAACCACCCAACACAACAAAAACAACUACUACUACAACAACAGCAACUUUCCCAACACCAGGCCCUGUCCUCUGUGGUUCACCAAUCAGGAGAAGCAGGUGUGGUAACCUUGGCAACCUUCCCGUUCAUGACCACUGCUCCACAGCAGAUCAUGCACUUUGGCAGCACUAGCUCCUCCCCGCCAGUCUCUCCUGCCCCCUCGGACCGCUCGCUAGCUGGGAUGAGCCCAGACGAGACGAGCUGUAAUGGAGACUCAUUUGGGGAGAUGGUAAGCUCUCCACUCACCCAGCUAAGCCUCCAUCCCUCCCCCCAGCACCGUGGCACUAUCAAAGAGGAGUUGAGCAGCUCAGCCCCAACAGCCUGCCAGUUCUCCAUGGCUGCUCUGCAGAAACGCCUGCAAGUAGCACCCCCGUCUGUGAACAAGGACCAGAUGCUGCAGGAGAAGGACAAGCAGAUCGAGGCGCUGACAUGCAUGCUAAGACAGAAACAGCGGCUGGUGGAGACCCUGCGCGUCCAGCUGGAACAGGGCAAGAGAGGGGGCCGGGACGCCCCCCCAGAACCCCUCGGCCUUGUCAGGGUGAAGGAAGAGCCCCCAGACAUCCCCAGCAUCCCCUCCACAUUUUGCCCCAUUGCCCGCUCCCUGACUCCUUCCCAGUGCCACAUGGAGGUCACCAAGAUGACCAUCAAGCAGGAGGUCGGGGAUGUGGAAGAGGCCGUGGAGCCGUCCUUGGAAGCCCCACCUCAGCAGGUGCAGCUGGAGCAGAUCCAGGCGCAGCAGCGGUCGCAGCUCGAGCAGCUGAAGCUACAGCAGAUGCAGCAGAUCAACGCGCUGCAGCUGGCACAGCAGCAGGCCUUGCAGCAGUUGCUCCUACAGCAGAACCAGCAGAAUCUGCAGAAACACCGCUCACAGCAGAGGAAGAAGAAGUCCCACAAGCAACAGCUCAAGCAGCAGCAGCAACAGCUACUGUCCCAACAACAACAGCAGAUACAAUCAAAGAACCAACAUCAGCAGAUAUUGCAGGCACAACAACAACAACAGCAGCUGAAGUCACAACAGGCGUCUCAGAUGUUCCUCAAUCAGCAGUCGCGCUCCACCACUUCCUUCCCCUUGGAUCUCCUCAAGACACACUCCACACCUACCCUGGUGACAGACAGCAACGGCAACCAUUUCCUCAUCGCACUGACCAAUCACUGUGCCGAGAGCCAAGGGAGUGAAACGCCACAAGGCACUCCACAGGGCAAAGCAUCCAAUCACAUCAUACUGCAGAGACUGCAGUCAACUCCCACCAAGCUGCCCAGCCAAUCCCCUCUUCAGUUGUCCAGCAGUGACAACCAAUCAAAACUGAAAACUCAACCAGGCCUGGUGAAACAGCCAACCAGAAAGGGACAGAAGGUGGGGCUGCAGGUGUCAACCAAUCACUCCCCAGGGGUCGCGCUCUCCUUCUCUGCCCCGCCCAAUCUCCAGCCUUUCUUCCCCAAUGAUGACUCCUCCCCUUCUGAAAAAGACGCCUCCCCCUCUCCUCCAGCUCAAACGGAGGAUUUGAGUCCCGGUCUUGACCAUGAACCCCUGUUCAGCCCUCCUUCUCCCAAACAGACGCCCUCCCCUAACCCACCGGAUGACAAGGAUAAUGGAUCCACCCAGCAUAUGGACGACCUCUUCGACAUCCUGAUUCAGACAGGAGAAAUCUCAGCCACCUUCAAACCAGCGCCCGACCCUUCCCUGGCGCGAUUGCGCCCCAACACCCCUUCCCCUUCCCGCUCUCAGGCCCCCUCCCCUCUCCAGCUUCAACUCCACUUUUCGCCCCCCACCCCUCCCGAACCCGAGACCCCCAAGCCGAGCCCAGGGGAAGAGGAGCUGCAAGUGCCGGCCACCAUUGACCAGGACGUAAGCAACACCGGAAGUGGACGUCUGGAGGACUUCCUGGAGAGCACCACAGGCAAACCCCUCCUGGGAGUGGAGCCUGGCGGGCCCCUGACCCUGAUUGACGACCUUCACAGUCAAAUGCUGAGCACCCCCAGCAUCCUGGACCACACAUCCUCACCCAUGGACACCUAUGACCUGUCGGGCUACACGGCCAACCCCCCUGGCCUGAGCUUCGGAGACCAUGCCCUGGAUAGCAUGGAUUGGCUGGAUAUCACCAUGGGAGGGGCGAGCAACGAGAUUGCAGGGCUCGCCCCACUGGGUCCCCUGGGCCCCCACACUCCCCCCAGCGUCUUCUCAGCAGACUUUCUGGACAGUCCAGACCUGCAGCUCCACUGGGACUCCUGCUUAUAGCCCUGGACAGUCUUAGUGUCAUCCACACGGAUGGAUGCUGAUGUUACGUUGUCAAACUCUUUCUCUCUUUUCUCAAUGUACGGUACAAUGACUCCACAACACACAGGCUCUACUGCACUCUGAACUCAGUCCCUCUUACUGAAUAACACUUUGAUAGAUUUCUUAUGUGCAAACCCUUACGUUCUAUAAGGAAGGCCCUCUUACACACGUAGCUUAUACAGUAAUACCUUUGUUAACAAACCCGGUGGACCGUAGUUGAUGAUGCUCCUUCAUCUGAGCCAGUCAGCAGCUUACCGUAGCCACCCAUCUAGACUAUUGUCUACGUUUAUUAUUGCCCUUAGUAGUAUUAGGAUGGUAAUAGUGUGGAGAUAUUGUAACAAUGUUGAACCAGUAAUGUGAGAACAAGACGAUAAUCACAUCUGUCUAGGAGAUUUAGGGUUAAAAGAACACAACCUACUUAUUUUCAUGAGAACUUUAGAGGAGAUGAUCAGGGAAGCCAAGGUGAAGGAGAAUCAAAUAGCUGUUUGUUAGCAUGAAUGCAUGCAGGUGUCAGACCGUGGCUCCAGUGUAGCAGUCUGGUGACCGCAGCUCUGACUGAGUAGGAGAACUGCAGGAGGAGCCUGGUACAGAGGAGAGACACACAGGACAGUGAUAUUUGACUAUACUGUAUUUUUGCCCAUAAUAUGGGGUGUAUUUUGGAAUAUAUUUGAAAAUGCCAGGAAACAUGAUUUCAUGUUUUAGAACACGUGGUCUUACUCUCUUAGCUUUAAUGAUAUUGCUCUCGAACAUUAUGACAGACGUGAUAGGAUUUGAUAUAUUUGAUAAAAAUGAGAACCUGCUUUUUUUAACAGAGGUAUUGCUGCUACGUAGUGUACUUGAUCUCCCUUGGACAUAGGUUCAUUUUCAUAGACGCGCAGAACUAUAUGUCAGCCAGUACUGUAGCUAAAGUACGUUAGGGUUAAGCGAUUGCAAAGAUGGAAAUGUUUGUUUCAUUUUAACCUAUAUAAGCAAUUAAGUAUGCGGAGAUGACGUGUUUCGUGUAUACUGUAGUGUAUACUCCAUCAAUUAUAGUGAUGCCUACUGAACCAGGAGCCGCAUUGGUGAAUCACGAAUGCUGUGUUAUUAUUUUGGGUGCCCCUUAACAUCACAAUUGUAUUAUUAUUAAUAUGUACUGUAUCAGUACCUUUGCCAAACAAUUUUUUGAUAAAGUCCUCCCUAUAAGUUCUUGCUGUGAUAUACCAAUUUAGACACUGAAAAUGUAUUAUAGUGCACAGUACAUGGUUUACUGUGACAAAUUCUGUCAACAGUGUGAACUCUGUAUCCGGAGUUAGAAAACCCAUUUUUUAUUUUUUAUUUUAUUUAACCUUUAUUUAACUUGGCAAGUCAGUUAAAAAUAAAUUCUUAUUUACAAUGACGGCCUACCCCGGCCAAACCAGGACGACGCUGGGCCAAUUGUGUGCCGCCCUAUGGGACUCCCAAUCACGGCCGGAUGUGAUACAGCCUGCAUUUGCACGGCCUCAGACUCGCACAACACUGCACACACAUGUGCACAUGCUCAAGCAUCACUUGCUUGUUUGAAUGUAUUAUCCUUUUCAUGGUUUGUUGCAUAUCACCACAAACAUGCAUUCAAGAUAUGCUUCUCUCUCACUUCUCCUGUGUGUGUGUUUGUGGUGGGGGCGGACAGGCAGUUUCUAUCCAGUAUAUCCUCCUCUUUGACUUUACCCUCAUGGUGGCCUGACUGGUGCAAUCCCAUGGUAGAGGGAUUAUAGACCAGUCAGCCCCAAUCUGUUGUAUUAGGGAUUCUGAAAUGCUCCAUUUUAAGUUGUCAAAACUUGAGGGAUUUGGGGAUUGCUCGGGGGAGGGAAACUUCAUGAUUUGGACAUUUUAUUAUGUAUUUUCUUUUUUUUUUAGAAAAGUAAUUGAUUAAAUUCAAUUUUAUAACUUGUGUUUUGCCAUGUGGAUGUUUGGGUGCCACGGCAUGGAAUGAGGGUUGGAGAUUAACAUUUUGAAAAAGCGGAUACUGUGAAGUAAUCAUUUAGCACCAGAAUCCCCGUAGAGCACGUUUCUCCAACUGGCGGCCCUUGUCCCGAAUUUGGCCAGUGGGUGAUUUUAUUUGGCCCCCCAAAUUUUCUGAGCAAAACAAAAUACAAUAUAUAAUUGUUUUAUUGUUGGACAUAAAAGACUAAAAACACGAGCAAAUCGGCUUCAAGUUAUUUUAAUUAUGGAAGUCAGUUCCGAAGAAUUCCCGUGCAUAAGAGAUAUACAGUAUGUGUUCACAUACAAAUGUAUGCAAGGUUUGAAAUGAUUACAUCUGUUUUGUCAAAUAUUUGUAAAUAUAUUCCAGCCCCCUGACCUUCUGCUCAAGAAAUAAUUGGUCUGCAGCUGAAUCUAGUUGAUGAUCCCUGCCCUAGAAUGACCAAACUACUGUAUUACAACUUCUGUAUUACAACUGGCCAAUAGGUAUAGACCCUGCUUUGCAACUGCCCACUUUCAUGUGCUCACUUUUUUUUGUCUGUGUGUCAUCAAGUUUACUGAUGAGGAGAAACACAAAGGUGUAUAUACAAUUGGUAUUGGUAUUUUCCACAUGUUAUGUAGAUCACAUGUAUCAUCUUUGUAUUCAUUGUUUUAUUUAAUGCUUUCUCAAAAACCUUACAGGACCCAGUCACAGCAGCCAUCGUCCUCUUCCCUUACCUCUUCAAUGAAGAUCCAAGGGGCUUCUGGACGCUUGUCAAAACUGAACUCUUUCAAUAAGCAGUUCAUAUUUUUUUUCUUCCCCUAAACGUUUUAAGGAACCAUUAAAGGAUUCUUUGAAAGCUC